Messenger RNA from Ctenocephalides felis (cat flea), 7269 nucleotides. Its product is annotated as titin-like. The coding region runs from base 247 to 7269 and encodes 2340 amino acids. The transcript is spliced from 2 exons. NCBI's taxonomy places the organism in Eukaryota, Metazoa, Arthropoda, Insecta, Siphonaptera, Pulicidae. The record is from RefSeq and is a predicted model, not a curated record.
CCCCGUCAAUUCUGAUGUCAAAACAUCCCAAAACGUUUCCUUUGCCUCUACUGCGAACGAUCUUUCGUUACAGCAUCUUUGCAAAUUCGGCACGUCCAACGAGUACACAAGGAUAAUCCCAGCAGGCGUUCCAGCGGGCGUGGAAAUGUCUCGAAUUCCAAAUCAGAUUUCAUCGGCUGUGGAUUUUGUUCAACGGAGCACACUGCCUUGGCCAGGAGCGUCGAUCUGAAACAAUUAUUUUUGCAUAUGUCCGAAAGACACGGGGACAAAUACUUUGCAUGCACCAAAUGUACAGUGCGAUUUCCCUCUAGUGAAAUUUUGAAUGCUCAUCUGUCAGACGCGCACGGGCAAAAAGUAGACAUGGCGAGGACUGUUGGCGAAUUUGCAAUCCCGGACGCGGUAGAUUUUGAACAGAACAUAGCCGUGAACAUCGUGUCUCUGGCAGAACCCAAAGUCAAUCCGAAGAUUGUGGUUACGGAACCGGUUAGGACGAAGUUGCAGAGAUCUGGUACAUCUUCUGGGAACACAACAGGAGAUACGCCGCAGAAUGAGCCGAUGUUGUCGCGAUUGGGUAUUACUCAGAAUCGUUCUCCUGGUGGUAAGAAACAGACGUCCAAAAGUCGUAAAAGCGGCGAUUUAAAGUCGCCACUUAACUCUGAUAAAAAACAGAGUAACAAAUCGAAGACUUUCACGCAAGAACCGCAAGAGUUCGUUAUAAACAAAAACAUAAAUUCGAAAAAUGAAUUAUUUGACAGUAGAUUUGAUAAGGACUUUUACCAAAACGUGACUAGUAACGUGUGUGAAAAUUUAGCGCGUUACUUGGAUGGAAAAAUGAAUAACAUACCGGGAAUGAGUAAGACUGAGGAGCCAGACCUGGAUAGCUCAACACUGCCAUUGCUGAGGGACGAGAAUAAAGUAAGGAUACACGAAUCAAAUACAAAUCUAUCCUCGAUCAGCUCAUUUCCUACUCUUUUGACCUCGGAACAGUACGGAGCCGGUCCUUUCAGCAACCUAAAACUGCCGCGCAAGAAAGCCACGAAAAACUCAUGGAAGUGGAAGUUCGAUUUCGUUAAAAAGUACAAAUAUUAUAACGAAAACGGUAAAAUGGUGAAAAAAAUCAAACCGUCUUGCCAAGGCACCAGAGACUUAUCCAAAUUGGAUAUGUGGACACAGUUGACUAUGAAAAGUAAGUACGACACCGAACGGAUUAAAGCUGGUGAAAGUAAUACGGAGGAAGAAAUAAUAGAGAAUAAUAUCAGAAAUGAAAAAGUACGUUUGCUGAAUGAAUUGAAUUCCAUACUUGAUACCAGGUUGUUUCCGAAGUUACAUUUGGAGCAGGAAUUUGAGGAAGUUAAACCUGACGUACGCGCUUUGGAAAAAACUGAGAAUGAAACAAAAGUUCGUAGGAAAUCUAGUAGGAUUAAUGACAUUUGUGCAAAUUUAGCCAAAGCCAACACUAAAAGUGAUGUGGAAGUUGUAAUUAAAACAGAAGACGUUGAAACUGUUAUUGUAGAACCUGUAGACAACAAAAUCGAUAUAUCAGCAAUUCCUAUUACACCUACUAAUCCUUUGGAACCAUCAAGCGAAUCAUUGCUGAUAUCGGAGUACCUGCAGUUAGAAGCCAAGAAUAGAUCCUCAGAAGUACAAACAAUGGUUAAUUCUUUAGAAGUGUUUUUAAGCGGUGAAUGGGCAAGGCCUAGGUGUUACGUCUGUGUCGGCUGUGGUAAAAAACUAAACACUCUCAAAGAACUGGAAGAUCACAAGACUUCAGAACACGCUUAUAUAUACUCAACCUAUUACGAAAUCGUGGGCAAAGACAUGAUCAACAGUGAAGUGUAUCGUUUAUUCCAUUUACCAGGCUCUCAAAACACUGGCAAACUUUUAAUAGACGAGAAACUUAAUAUCGAACAAGUAAAACCAGAUGUAAAAAGCCACAGUUCAUAUACAAAGUGUACAAAGUGCAAGACAGAUUUGAAAGGCGAAGACUUUUACAGGCAUUUAUUAGAAUGUGCAGGUGAUGCUUGGUUGUUGUCGAAGAAGAAAUCCAGGUAUAGGCCUUUUGGUACUCGAAGGAGAAGGGCUAGGUUGAACGGAUGCAAGCCUUCGAGGAGACAGAAUAAUGGAAAUGGUAAUUCCUCAGGGGCUAUUGUUAAGAAACUGAGACGGAAGGUGAAGAAGAAGUCUGGGCCCAGAGUUAAACCAAGUGAUGCGGAAACAAUUCAAAGGAUGUUGGCAAAUCUACCAGCAAAACGUCUAACCAAGCACGUCAUGCCAUUACCAAAACCUGUCCAGAGACCGCUCAACAAAAACCAGAAGCACAAACCUCAAAAAUCAAACCCCAGACACUCGAUACUGGUCUCCAACAAUAUGAGAUCAAGCCGAAGUAGACCUUUCCUGAUUGGGUCAGGACACAAACACACCUGGACUGAAUUGCAACGACUCAAGAACGCUAAACAGCAACAUGCCAACAGGAAUAGAAUUGUGAAAAAUGAUACAGGGACAUCCAGUACAGCCAGGACAUCUGGUAAAGGUGUUAAGAAAGUUGUGAAGAAGGACGGUGAUGGUGAAAGUGUUAAACGAGAGACAGAGGACAAGUCGGUGGAGUCAAAAGUGUUGAGUGAUAAAGAUGGUAAGAAGAUUGUUUUGAAAAGUAAGGUUGUUAAAAGUAAACCAAGUACAGUAGAAAGUGCAGAAGGUGUUUUAUUGAGUGAUGUGACUGUUGAAAGUGAUGUAAGUAGCAAGAAAAAGAAGCAGGUGAGUAAAAAAGGUGCAAAAAUUGUACAGAAGCCAGAGACAACUACUGUUGAUGAGGACAAGACUGAUACACCGAUAGAUAUUGUAAAUACAGAUGAGAGUUCUAAAGAUUCCAAGUCACCUACAGAAGUUUUGACUGCUAAGCCUAAGCAAGUAAAGAAAAUUGUUAAAACCAGCAAGGACAUUAAGAACAAAAAAGUUAAACCCAAGAAGUUACCAAUUCCAAAAUUUAUCGUGGAAGAUUUGUCUACGCCCGCAAGUCUUGCUGAAAAACUGGAUGUAACAACAUCAACCAUAGCAGCUGAUGUUGAUGAUGAUAAAACCACAAAAACCACAGAAAUUUCUUUAUUAACAAGUGUGGUAUCUGCAGAACCCUUGGUUCUUCCUGAUGGUGAUGAUUCAGACAGCAAAAGUGAUGAUGUACCACUUGCCAAAAUUAUUUCCAAACCAUUGAGCAAACCUAAAAGAAAACCUGCAGUUAAAUUGGUAAAACCAAAAGCACCAGUCAUUAAAAAACCAGCCAAUAAGAAGAAAUCUAAAACAUCUGAUGCUGAACAAAUGCCUGAAUUAAAAAUUGUAUCGCCUAUUUCCAGUGGUAAGAGUACAGAAACUUGUCCUGUUCUAUCACCUGUUGUGGUUAAGUCCAAGAAGGCACCACGUCCUUUGGCUCCAUCGAGGUUGAAAUUAAAUUUUGCACCAUUGAUCUUGGAUGUUCCUGAAAUUAAUGGUGAAAGUCCGGUUACAAUAACAGGUCCCAUAAAGGAUUUGUCGACAAUUGGUGAUUGUGCAGUGUCUGCUGAGGUGAAAUCUCAGCAAUUGUUAGUACCUGAGUCUGUGGAUGAAGUUCAGGAUGUACCCAUGGAUGAAGUGAAAGCAUCAAUUAUUGAUGAACUAGUUGGUAAUGAAACAGUGGAUACUAGUACAAAAGAAGUACCGCAAGUAUCAAUACCUGAAGAAAUAUCACCAAUAUUGAAACCAGAUCAGAAGCAAAUUGAAGAAACAACUCAUGCAACUAUAUCUGAGACUCCACAGUUGUCUGCAGCAGCAACUCCAAACAAAAUUUCUCCAACUGGGAUUCCAAACACUCCGAGCAAAACACCGAAAAGACGGUCUAAAAAGUUGACUGAUUGCAUAGCAAUGUUGACCAAUAAGUUGCAUUCUAAAUUAUCAGAAAGUUGUGCCGGUUCUUUUAAUAUAUUCAACAGCUCACAAGCAUCAAUUUGCAGUACACCAGAAGAGAAAACAACACCAGAAAAGAUACCAAUACUAGAACAGAAGUCAACACCAGAAAAUAUAUCAAUACCAGAAGAGAAAGCAACAUUAGAAAAGAUUUCAAUACCAGUUUUCAGUACAUCAACACCAGAACAGAAAUUAGUUUCAGAAAAGAUACCAAUACCAGUUUGCAGUACAUCAACGCCAGAAAAAAUAUCAAUACCAGUUUGCAGUACAUCAGCACCAGAAAAAAUAUCAAUACCAGAAGAGAAAUCAACACCAGAAAAGGUACCAACACCAGUUUGCAGUACAUCAACACCAAAACAGAAAUCAACACCACCAAUUCUAGAUUUUUCAACAAAAUUAUAUGAAACAAAUACUGAAACUACAAAUUUGCAACCCCUUGAAGAUUCUGCAACCAAAUCCAGAGUUGUUACAGAUUUGAAGGUGCCUUUGGUAGGAUUAUUAUGCAAUAAGGAAAAAUCAGAUUUGCCACCAAAUCCUGUUGUCCCAGAAGAAAUAUUAUGCAACAAGGAUAUCUUAGUUUUUCCACCAAAUCCUGUUGUUUCAGAAGAAAUAUUAAGCAACCGGGAAGUCUCUAUUUUGCCACCAAAACCAGUUGUCUCAGAUAAAUUACUAAGCAACAAGGAUAUCUUAGUUUUUCUACCAAAUCCUGUUGUUUCAGAUGAAAUACUAAGUAAGAAGGAAAUCUCAGUUUUGCCAUCAAAUCCUAUUGUCCCAAAUGAAAUACUAGGUAAGAAGGAAAUCUCAAUGUUUCCACCAAAACCUGUUGUCCCAGAAGAAAUACUAAGCAACAAGAAAAUCUCAGUUUUGCCACCAAAACCAGUUGUCCCAGAUGAAAUCUUAUGCAACAGGGAAAUCUCAGUUUUGCCACCAAAACCAGUUGUCCCAGAUGAAAUAUUAGGCAACAGGGAAAUCUCAGUUUUGCCACCAAAACCAGUUGUCCCAGAUGAAAUAUUAAGCAACAGGGAAAUCACGAUUUUGCCACCAAAACCAGUUGUCCCAAUUGAACUUGAAAACCUAUGGAAGGUUUCUGUAACAAUCAUAAAUGAAAGUGAGAACUUGCCUAAAGUUUCUGCACCAGAAAACAAUUUAUCAACAGUGUCAAUGUUCAAAAUAAACCCUGAGGAAGCCAUUAAGCCCAAGAUCAAUGAAGCAGUGAAGUCAAAUUUCAGUGACAACAAAAUUCUGAAAAAUGAUGUAGUUGCUCCGUCGAAUGAUAUAGUUACUCCGUCGAAUGAUAUAAAUCCACUAAAUUUGUCGUCCACCAAACGCGACGUAAGAUUGGACUUAAAUACCUUCUUAAAUGAUACAAAUUUUACAAAACCUCAUUUUCGUUCCGACAGUUUAUCAUCGGAUAUAGACAAAGCUUUAGAUGAUUCAGUCGGCGACAAACUGGGUAGCGAUAUCGACAUCAGUGAAGUCCUAAAAGAGUCUGAGCAUCUAAAUGAAUUUUUAUUGUGUGAUGAUGUGAAGAAAAAUUCCUUAGACAUUAAUUCAGGGAAACCGAAAACUCCUGAAAAAUUCAUUCUAAAAAUUCCUGAAUUCGAGGUCAGUCCUAUCAGGAAACGCGAGAAGAGGAAACCGUACGUGUCGAAAAGUCCGAAGAUUAAAUUUAGGAUGAAAAAGACUUUGGGUAAAAAUAAAAAGGGAAGGAAGAACCUGUCUGAUGUUUUGUCUUCAAUGCCUUUUGAUGAUGGUAGUAAUGACUCAAAUGUGCAAAAUGAUUUUUUUAAGAGUUUUGAUGAUGAUGAUAAAGUAGCACUUGAGGAUGAUUUUGCACCUGCAAGUCUAGAUAAAUCACAUAAUGCUCAAUUGGAACAUAUUGAACCAGAAAAUUCCAAAGUUGAUGCACCAGAACCACUAAUACGAGACAAUUUAUCACCAUCGCCGAUUUUUAACAACGAUACGUCCAUUUCCAAACCAGAUCAUUCCAUUACAAAAGACGAUAUUUUUACUACGUCUCCAAUCGAAAACGAAUUACCAGUUUUGAGAUCUCCGAAAAUUACAAUCAGUUUCAAGAAGGAAAGCAGCAGGAAAAUUAUCAGCAAGUGUUUGAGUGAAAUUUUUGUUGAAAGUUCGAACGAUGAUCAACCUGAAUCGACAAAAAUCGAGCCGGAAGUUGUAAAGGAUUGUGGUAAAUCACAUUUUGAAGAGGAAACUAUGUCGGCGUCGGAUGUGAAUAUUUUUGAAAAAGUUUGCAAACAAAAGGAAGAUGAUAAUCAAAAUUCUGAGAAGAAAGAAGCUGGGCUGGAUGAAGUUUUACCGUUGCCUGUGGAGAAAACUGUGUUGGAAACUGAUAAGGUAUCAGUAGACGAUAUGGUAAAUGGACUUCUUGAAGCAAAUGAACAACCAAGUGCGGAUACAAAUUCUGAAACCAAUGUUCAAAGUGAUUUAGGUGUCGACGAACCAAGUUUAUUAUUGGAGGAUAAAUCUAGUGAAAUUAGUCAAGUAAAUAAAGCUGUUUCAAACAUUUUGGACAAGGCUAAGCCCAAGACCAAACAAUCAAAAACAAGGAAGACCAAACGUCAGAAUGCAAAAACCAAGAAGAGCAAACAGCCUAAAAAACAAGUUGUUGAACGUAAAAUGUCACCACGAAUAUGCAAAUCUAAAACCAACGAAUUCCAGGAUAUAGUAACCAAUAUUGACGAACCAAGUUUAACUUUACUGGAUGCUGAAAUCAAAUCAAAUAUUGUCGAUGACGAAUUACCUGAAAUCCAACCAGUUUCUCUUAAUGACAAUCUAUUUAUUAUUGAAAAUAAAACAACUUCUCCUGAAUUUGCUUUGCCAGAAACUGAAGACAAGAUACAAAUAUGUGAUAGUUUUGAUGAACAAAAAUGUACAGACGAACAAAUCAGUUUGAUGGAAGACAGCGAAAUAUUUACAGAGUCAUUGUUAUCAAAAAUCGGCGAUGAAACUGUUGAAACCAACGAGAACAUUUUAGACAAUACAACUACAAGUCAUGUCCCUGACAACUCUGGUGAUACCAUUGAGACUGAUUCUGAUGAAGAUGUAAGUUUAGCAGUUAUUGCUAAAACUUUGCAACAAAAACCAGAAACAAAUGAGCCUUUAAAACCAGAAGAACCUUUGGACGAUGAUAAAACCAGUAUCGCGUGUUCUCAGGAUCAAAAUAACACGUCGAAUGAUUUUAUUCUAAAGUAUGAUAUAAUAAAAUCCAAGAAAAAGCGGCGGUACAAGAAGUCUAUACUGUAUAAUUCAAAAAAAAGUGAAGCCACAAGUCAAAACGGAGAAAAAUACACGAGCAAGUCCUGUGGUUGUUAA